GUAAACACCUUAACACACAGUUUGGCUACAGAAUACAAUUUUGUACUGUACAUUAAUUAUGUAAUGCGAAUGUAAAAAUAAACUCCAGCAAAAAAUGUGAAUCCAUAAUAAUCGAUAUGCACCAACACGUGCAAGUUUGCUGAACGAAACAGUAAACACUACUGAAUGUUGGUGGUACUGCGUCAAAUACAGCUAUGUCUAUCUACAAUUCCGGAACGUUCACAAGAUCUAGUGGACUUAUCAGCGCGAUUUCGAAACAGUUACGCUCUGUGACUCUGAAACCUGUUAAAAAGAUUUCAGUCAAAUUUGAUCCGUUCCAAGAAAAUGUCACAGAAACGAGAAACUUCCUGUUCCACAUUUCUUCCCCUAAGAUAUUGUCGUCAAAUACUAGUUGCGCCAUCAAGACAGACAUUCUUUGUGACCGAAGCGAACCCAUCAUAAGCUUCUUUCUUGUUAAUGGUGAAUCAGUGAUUUUCAAAAGCAAGAACCUGACUGCCUUGGAACUGUUGCAAUUGUACAACAAGCACAUAACACCCCUUGCACCAGCUGAACAGCCUGCCUCAACUGUAAAGACUAAAUCUGAGAGAAAGGCUGCAGGGAGACGAUAAUAGAAGAAAAUUUUCAAAAUCAUGGCUAGGCACCGAGAUCAGUAUAGUUUGCGACUUAUUGACACACUAUACAAUCAGGUCCCAGCAUUUACAGACAUAUUUGAUGAAGAGACUUGGUAUAUAUUUUGUGCAUGUUUUGUUGCAGGCACUAUUCUAGUUGCCUUCAUACUAUCCCGAUUUAUAACAAUAAAACCUGUGGAAUAGUGUCACCUGUGUGUGCAUUUAAAUAUGUAUAAUUAUGUAAAUUCAGUUGCUUCUGUCACACUUUUCAAGCACAUUAUUUUGGAAUGUUUUUGAUCCACCAAACAGUAAUAUCACUAACAUUAUAUUUUGAGUGUAGUUUCGGAAAGUUAUGUGAAAGUGUUGAGCUGAAAUUCAGUACUGCUAUAUGUUUUAAGCAAUUAGUUUAUUCUGUUUAUCUUUGGAAAGUCAUGUGAAAGUAAUAAGCUGAAAUUCAGGACUGCUACAUGUUGUAAUCAAUUGGUCCAUUCUUUUUAGCUUAAUAAAGUUUAAUAAAGGGCA
Molecule: messenger RNA, 1130 nt
Organism: Schistocerca gregaria
Lineage: Eukaryota; Metazoa; Arthropoda; Insecta; Orthoptera; Acrididae
Gene: mRpL53
Product: 39S ribosomal protein L53, mitochondrial
Exons: 3
Coding region: 195-608 (137 amino acids)
Cellular component (GO): mitochondrial large ribosomal subunit
Source: RefSeq, a predicted model, not a curated record